Molecule: messenger RNA, 1106 nt
Organism: Glycine soja
Lineage: Eukaryota; Viridiplantae; Streptophyta; Magnoliopsida; Fabales; Fabaceae
Exons: 3
Coding region: 479-940 (153 amino acids)
Source: RefSeq, a predicted model, not a curated record
AAUGGAUUAAGAUUGUGUAAAAAAUGAUUAUAUAUAUUUUUUCUUUUGGUGACCGGAAUGCCAAAUUGAUAAUCACUUUUUUCGAUGCAUAAUCAAUUAUGUCAUAUUUUUCUCUCGUUUAUAUCAAAUGUAUUUUAAAAAAGGGUAAAUUAAUAAUAAUAAUUUGUGUCAUUCACACUCUGCAUGGGGUAAAAGGAGAAAAGUGGAGAGAAAUAAUGAAGAGUUGGGGAGCAGCAGCACACAAAUACUUAUGCACAAAAAAGAGCAUAAAUAACAAAGAAACCGAUAUGGAUCUAGGGCUUCAUUUGGCUUCCAAAAUUAAUCUCGCUUAAAUCUCUCUUAUUUUAGUUGAUUUGUUGUUCAUGUUGGUUUGGUCGCCUCCUGCUCAUGCUACACUAUUCUUCUAGUUGGUUAUUUUUUUGAUACCCAAUAAGCAAAGUGUGUGUUUGAGACUUUUGAGUUGAGGAAGGAAAGAAAGAUGGACGCAGAAGAAGCACAAAAACAAUUAACACAUUAUAAUUUCAAGGAAGCAGAAUUGUCAGAUAAGAAUAAGUUGGUGGUGAAGAAGACAGAAAUGUGCAGGAGAUUCAGGAGGGGCGUGUCCGUUCACGGACGCACCUCUCAUUUCCUUCAUUCAUCCACACUACUCCCAAACCCAUACAGACUGAAAGAAGACAAGCAAGCUUGGUCACAAGUAGGGAAACUUCGCUACUCUUCUCCAGAAUCCAAGAGAAUGCGAACUUCUGCAGCUGCUCCAAGUGAUGGCUGCUGUUAUGCAGAACAAUGGAUAAUGCAAACUUCUGCUGCUACAAAUGCCUCAACUAGCACUGUGGCAACUAAGAAUGAACCAUCAUGUCCUGUUAAGCUCAUAUUCAAAAACAAUGAUCUACAAAGGAUCAGUGGCAUCUAUGCUGAGCAAACUGGCUGGACUAGUGAAUAACUAUACCAAAACUAAGCAGUUUCUCUUAAAAUGUAAAAUUGUCGAGAGUUUUACUUCACUAUCAAUUUGACGGAGUUUGUUUUGAGGAAUAUGGUUCAGUCUAUUUUUUACUAUUUUUCUUUUUUGACAGGUUAUAUACGUCAGUAUUUUAUUCAGAUAUUAGAUA